Messenger RNA from Mustela erminea (ermine), 6367 nucleotides. It is a transcript of the gene FZD8, whose product is annotated as frizzled class receptor 8. The coding region runs from base 888 to 2975 and encodes 695 amino acids. The transcript has a single exon. Gene Ontology annotation, cellular component: plasma membrane. Gene Ontology annotation, molecular function: Wnt receptor activity; Wnt-protein binding. Lineage: Eukaryota; Metazoa; Chordata; Mammalia; Carnivora; Mustelidae. Gene Ontology annotation, biological process: non-canonical Wnt signaling pathway; canonical Wnt signaling pathway. The record is from RefSeq and is a predicted model, not a curated record.
GCCGGCCGGGCGGCGCGAGCGGGGCCGGAGCCGGGAAGUUGGGUGAAGGGCGCUGCUCCCGCCGAGGAGGAGGAGGAGGAGGAGGAGAAGGAGGAGGCGGCGGCGGCGGCGGCGGAGGCGGUGGCGGCUGGGCGCGGGCUGCGCCGCUCAGGUGUCUACUCCGCCUUCUUGGUCUGGAUUUGGUUUUGUGUGUCUAGCAAGAAGGGGUCUGCCUACACCUCGCCCGAUUGCCGGCCGGAGCGCGGAGCGGACUUUUACCGGAGGCGGAGUCUGUCAGUCCCGGAGCUGGACAGACGGACCGACGCCGGGGAAAGAGGGCGGAGGCCUCUGCGGAGGCGGGUCCCGAACUCCGGCAGCAGAGCUGCGCAGCUUUGGGGGCGAGCAUGAGUCCCCGGGGACAGAAAGGGGGCUGCAGGGGCUGACCCGGCGCGGGGAGCGGCCUGGCCCAGCCAUCUUGACUGCGCACCGCGGCCCGAAAGGAAACUUGCUGUGCCGCCGCCCUCUGUGUCCGGCAAAGUCACCUCACCGUCGCCGGCGCCUCGUGGAGAAGUGGCCGGGCGCGCGGGAGAGAAAGCGAGCGAAAGAGGGACGAUGAGCCGGAGACCAGCCGCUGUGCUGCGAGAGGGCUGAGUUCGACCGGGAGUCAGCAGGGCAGACUCUCGGGGACUGUGGUGCACGCCUGCAGAACCCUCACCGCCGGUGCCCAGGCUUCGGACCCCGCUGUGCGGACGCGUCCCGAGAAGGGACUAGGUUAUCUGCAGACAAGCUUUCCAGGAGAGAGACCAACAGGACACCCGCUUUACCCUUCUCCGGCUCCCUCGCCGAAUCUCCCGGCGCCCCUCCGCGCGCCGCCUGGAGGGCGAGGGCGCGGGGCCGCGGCGCGCAGCAUGGAGUGGGGUUACCUGUUGGAAGUGACCUCGUUGCUGGCCGCCUUGGCGCUGUUGCAGCGCUCGAGCGGCGCGGCGGCUGCCUCCGCCAAGGAGCUGGCGUGCCAAGAGAUUACCGUGCCGCUUUGCAAAGGCAUCGGCUACAACUACACGUACAUGCCCAACCAGUUCAACCACGACACGCAGGAUGAGGCGGGCCUGGAGGUGCACCAGUUCUGGCCCCUGGUAGAGAUCCAGUGCUCGCCGGACCUCAAGUUCUUCCUGUGCAGCAUGUACACGCCCAUCUGCCUGGAGGACUACAAGAAGCCCCUGCCUCCUUGCCGCUCGGUAUGCGAGCGCGCCAAGGCCGGCUGCGCACCCCUCAUGCGCCAGUACGGCUUCGCGUGGCCCGACCGCAUGCGCUGCGACCGGCUGCCGGAGCAGGGCAACCCCGACACGCUGUGCAUGGACUACAACCGCACCGACCUCACCACAGCCGCACCCAGUCCGCCGCGCCGCCUGCCGCCGCCGCCUCCGGGUGAGCAGCCGCCCUCUGGCAGCGGCCACGGCCGCCCACCGGGGGCCAGGCCCCCGUCCCGCGGUAGGGGCGGUGGCGGCGGGGACGCAGCGGCGCCCCCCACGCGCGGCGGCGGUGGCGGGAAGGCGCGGCCCCCUGGCGGCGGCUCAGCGCCCUGCGAGCCGGGCUGCCAGUGCCGCGCGCCCAUGGUGAGCGUGUCCAGCGAGCGUCAUCCGCUUUACAACCGCGUCAAGACCGGCCAGAUCGCCAACUGCGCGCUGCCCUGCCACAACCCCUUCUUCAGCCAGGACGAACGCGCCUUCACCGUUUUCUGGAUCGGCCUGUGGUCUGUGCUGUGCUUCGUGUCCACCUUCGCCACCGUCUCCACCUUCCUCAUCGACAUGGAGCGCUUCAAGUAUCCCGAGCGGCCCAUUAUCUUUCUUUCGGCCUGCUACCUCUUCGUGUCCGUCGGCUACCUGGUACGACUGGUGGCUGGCCACGAGAAGGUGGCGUGCAGCGGCGGCGCGCCGGGCGCGGGCGGCACGGCAGGAGCGGGCGGCGCGGCGGCGGCGGCGGCGGCAGGCGCGGGCGCGGCAGGAGCGGGAGCGGGCGGCCCGGGCGGGCGCGGCGAGUAUGAGGAGCUGGGCGCUGUGGAGCAGCACGUGCGCUACGAGACCACGGGCCCGGCGCUGUGCACCGUGGUCUUCUUGCUCGUCUACUUCUUCGGCAUGGCCAGCUCCAUCUGGUGGGUGAUCCUGUCGCUCACGUGGUUCCUGGCGGCGGGCAUGAAAUGGGGCAACGAGGCCAUCGCCGGCUACUCGCAAUACUUCCACCUGGCCGCGUGGCUCGUGCCCAGCGUCAAGUCUAUCGCCGUGCUGGCGCUCAGCUCCGUGGACGGCGACCCGGUGGCUGGCAUCUGCUACGUGGGCAACCAGAGCCUCGACAACCUGCGCGGCUUCGUGCUGGCGCCGCUCGUCAUCUACCUCUUCAUUGGCACCAUGUUCCUACUGGCCGGCUUCGUGUCGCUCUUCCGUAUCCGCUCGGUUAUCAAGCAGCAGGGCGGCCCCACCAAGACGCACAAACUAGAGAAGCUCAUGAUCCGCCUAGGUCUCUUCACCGUGCUCUACACCGUGCCCGCCGCCGUCGUGGUCGCCUGCCUCUUUUAUGAGCAGCACAACCGCCCGCGCUGGGAGGCCACGCACAACUGCCCGUGCCUACGGGACCUGCAGCCAGACCAGGCUCGCCGGCCCGACUACGCUGUCUUCAUGCUCAAGUACUUCAUGUGCCUCGUGGUGGGCAUCACCUCGGGCGUGUGGGUCUGGUCUGGCAAGACGCUAGAGUCGUGGCGUGCCCUGUGCACCCGCUGCUGCUGGGCCAGCAAGGGCGCCACGGGGGGCGGGGGCGCGGGCGCCGCGGCCGCGGGGGGACCCGGAGGAGCCGGGGGUGGUGGGGGCGUGGGGUCCGGUGGGGGCGGGGGUCCGGGCGGUGGGGCGGGAUCCCUCUACAGCGACGUCAGCACCGGCCUGACGUGGCGAUCUGGCACUGCCAGCUCCGUGUCUUAUCCAAAGCAGAUGCCGUUGUCCCAGGUCUGAGUGGAGGGGAGGGGGCACCCGGAAGGAAUGGGGAGGGGGGCGAGGAAACCAAGUGCAGCGAAGGGACACUCGGUGGGCUGAGGUUCCCACCCCUUCACCGUGUUGAUUGCUAUUAGCAUGAUAAUGAACUCUUAAUGGUAUCCAUUAGCUGGGACUUGAAUGACUCGCUUAGAACAAAGUACCUGGCAUUGAAGGCUCCCAGACCCAGCCCCCUUUCCUCCAUUGAUAUGCGAGGAGCUCCUCCCGCCAGGCGUUAAUCUCUGUUGGCAGAGGAGGGUGGACUCUGCUGCGUUUCAGAACGCAAGGUUUGGAGCCCUCGCUGGUUGCCAUUUGCUGAGCUUGAAGCCAGAUCUACAGAUUUCACCUGAGGGACCUAUUUUUCUCCCUCGACUGUCCUACGUAAACUCUUACUCCUAACAUAUUGUAGAGGAGGAAUGACCGCGACCUAAUGGAAUUGCACGGUUUGGGUAUUCUUAAUGACCAGGCAAAUGCCUUAAAUAAACAAACAAGAAAUGUCUUAAUUAUACACCCCAAGUAAAUACGGGUUUCUUACAUUAGAGGAUGUAUUUAUAUAAUUAUUUGUUAAAUUGUAAAAAUGUGUAAAAUAUGUACAUAUCCAAAGAUAUACAGUCUGUACAUUUUUUGUAAAAAGUUUAGAGGCCACCCCUGUAAGAACAAAUAUAAGUAUUCUAUUUUGUCAAUAAAAAUGACUUUUGAUAAAUGAUUUAAGCAUCACCCUUUCCCCCUGCCUCUUCUAAGCUGUUACCUUUAAAGUGCUUGCUAAGGAUGCAUUGAAAAAAAUGGACUUUUCUGGUUUCUCAUUCUGUACACUGAUUUUAGGCAUGGAGAAAAUGACCUGUUAAGCUCUAGUUCUUAAGUUGUUAGCAAAGUAAAUAUCAUUGUUGAACUGAAAUCAAAAUUGAGUUUUUGCACCUUCCCAAAAGAUGGUGUUUUCAUGGUAUCCCUUUUCUCAUCCAUGGAUAAUAACACUCAUCUUAGUAUAUGUAAAUGGAACUUUUGCAAGGCAACAAUUGCACUCAGGCCUUGUUAAUUUAUCUUGUACAAUAUCACUAAAAGCUUCAAAACCCCACAUUUAUUUCUUGGUGUCCCUGAUUUUGAAAGCACCUGGGUUUUCAGGGACUGAACACACUGCUUAAGUGUAGAGGUUAAUGUUUUAAACCAUAGAUCACACUUUACAGUGUAAGUCACUUGACUAUCUAGUAGUGGAGCAGGCGCUCUUUAAUGGAUUAGACUAACGGGUUAACAUCUUAAUAACCUUCCAGGCUUGUGUAUAUCAAAUGUGCUGCUUUUCCUAGAGAAAAAGCUAUUGUUCCUCUGUCAAGACUAAGCUAAUUUAUUUGAGCAGAAGGCUGUUGAAUUAGCAGAAGAAUGCUUUGGCAAUUGUUGAACUUUUUACCUGUCUGCCCAGUGGCCCAGCACAUCAUUCCUUUAAGAGGAGCUAAAUGAAUAGGGUUAAUCUGUAGGGAACUUGGUCUUUUGAGUUUGAAAAACUUUGAUCUUUUCUCCUCUCCAAAUGUGCUGUAUAGUCUGAAGUUUCUUUCCCUGCUGCCCGGCUCCUCUUGGUGCAGACCAAUUGGCCACCGCGGAGCCUUAAAGUUCUUCCAUUAAAGGGAUGUGGGACUUUUACUUUAAAAAGGAGAGAGAGCGAGAGAGAGGAAGACUUGUAACAGUUAGUGAAGACCAGAGGCACAAGUGCGCUCAGCCUUUUAAACAGCUUUUCCCGGCAUUGUUAGCCAGCCUGCAGGCAGCUAGGCAUGGGUUGAAGCAUUAUAGAAAAGGGCUCUGAAUGCCCUACAGGUGGUCUGUGCACAUAAUCCCCCAAUUUAAAGCGUUUUCCUUUGCUGGACAAUUGCAUUACAAAACUCCCUUCUUUUUCGCCCCUAAUUGAACCAAUGAACUAUUAUAAACUACAAGUUUUUCUUAAAAAAAAAAAAAAAAAGAAAGAAAGAAAAAGAAAAAAAAAAUCCUCUCCCUAAAAUCUAUUGACUAAAUUCUGGCAAGUUUUCUGAACUGAACCUUUUAAAGCACCGGAAGUAAAAGCUUCUUCAGACAUUUCACUUUUUCAGAUAUUUUUAUUCCCCAUGCUUGUUAUUUUCUGACAGAUUAGCAAUAAUUUAAAAGUAAUUGGUAAGGUUGUGUGUUCAUUCUGAAAAGAUAGCCCCAGGUCCCUUAUUAACCUGUCAAUCAAGAUAAGAAAUGGGCAGCUACGCUGCUAAUGAUGGGGAGCAUCAAACAUUGCAUAGUGGGAGGGGACAUAUUCCCUGCAUCCUGCUAAAAAUGUUCUCUUUACUUUCCCUCAUAGGAAUAUUUAUUGGCUAAAAAAAAAAUUGUUUUUUAAUUAAUAGGUUGAAAGCGACUUCCUUGGCUAAUCUUCCUCAUGUGAGAGGCUUUUAAGAAGAGUUUCUUGGUAGAAACAUUUUGCAAAUCCUUUCCAGAGCCACUCUUGGUGUUAAUUGGAUUUUUAAAUUAGAUAUGCGGUAAGGACACCUACAUUAGCUAAUCAUGCUGUUUAUAUUUCUUAAAGUCAGAGGCAUUGUAAAAUCUUCACCUCCGAGAACUUUUAUUUAUUAAAGAAUUACUAUUUUAUGACGUAUGUACCAAUAGGUGGCCUGCAUCUACCCCAGGGGGUGACUGACACUCAUGUGCUGUAACAUACAUAAGCCAGCCAUAAACUACACUUUGAGUUAUAAAGUGUAAGUGGGAGAGCACCUCUCAUAUUCUUUACCACAUAUAUGGAAUAGGGAGAGAGCUAAAAGCCACUACUUAGCAUACUGGUUAUCUAAUGUAGCAGUAUUCUCAUUACGGAGACAUUUUCACUACCUGACAUGGUGGGAAAUGUCCAACUUUGAAGCUUUUUUCCUUCAUUAAUCUUUGAACAUAUCUUUGUAAAAUGCCAUAUUUGAUAGCUUUUACAAGAUGGCUAUAAAUGUGCUCAAUAUAAACAGGCUUAUUAAACAAGCAAAAAGUCCCUCUUAUUCUAGGGCAACUCUUAGUAAGAAGCCGUGCACCUGUAAUCACUAAAAACUGAUUUUAGAGGCUGAUACUAAAACACAAGGUUCUUUGCCUUUAAAACUAAAACUUGAGUUGAAAAUUUACUAAUACCAAAUGGUAGAUAUACACAAAAUUGAUUUGGGGGUUGGGAACAUGGAGGAAAAGUAUCAUUUUGGAAAUUUGCAUUAGACCAAUGAAUAAGUCCCUUGCCUGAAUACUCCCCUUUGUGAUAUACAGGUGUGUUCUUAAUUAGCUAUACGGAACAAGUGUUAUUUUUUUUUUUUAAUUUUGUCUAACGUGGAGGUAGCAGACUGGGGAGGGGUAUGGUUACUGUGUGGCUAGAAGAUCAAUAUGAAUAAAGUCUAAUAUGGUUAAAUCCA